Molecule: messenger RNA, 591 nt
Organism: Serpula lacrymans var. lacrymans S7.9
Lineage: Eukaryota; Fungi; Basidiomycota; Agaricomycetes; Boletales; Serpulaceae
Exons: 4
Coding region: 1-591 (196 amino acids)
Source: RefSeq, a predicted model, not a curated record
AUGCCCCAAAUCCGUUCUCGCCCACAUUAUCCUCACUUGAAACACGACCUUCAAGAAGAACCUGGCGGACAGCGUGGCGACAAAUGCUUAAAGUACUAUUUGCAGUACGGUAAAAAUAAAUUGACUGGAGGGAUUAUGUGUGCGUGGUGUACCCAUAGCAUCUGCUAUGGGUUUCACUGCAUACCCAACGGUGAAGCUAUGAUCACCCGCUGGCCCAAAGCCCCAAAGGUGGUCGUCUAUGAUUUUGCAUGUGCACUUGGACCCUAUUGCCUCACUUGUGAGCCCGAGUUUUUCGCAGACACACUUUUUGUAGUGGACGGUUUUCACGCAAAGGGGCAUACAAAAUCGGUUUUUCUCAAUACCUAUGCUAAUACAGAUCCUCAACUGGCACAAAUCAACUCUAGCGCUGCAGAAUGUGGUAAUAGUGCCCUGAAACGAAUCCGAAAAUCUGUCAGUUACAUGUCCCAAGAUCACGCAAUUUUGUACACGAAAGUCUUCCUUGCACUGGAUAGUACGAGAUUAUUGAUUUGGGAGGUUUAUAUGUAUGACACUACGCCGAACACUGUCACGGUAUUACUGUGCAUGAAAUAG